Linum trigynum is the source of this 2922-nucleotide messenger RNA. NCBI's taxonomy places the organism in Eukaryota, Viridiplantae, Streptophyta, Magnoliopsida, Malpighiales, Linaceae. The record is from the annotation of a GenBank genome assembly.
AUGACCUAAUUGAAUCAUGAUUGAUGAAAUUAAUCAAGUUUCUAUAACCUAAGCAUGCCCAACUUUGACCUAGUAAGAUGUUCUCUCUCCUAGGUCAAAACACAAUUCCCCAAAUCAAAGCUAUAAAAAAGUAAGAACAUCAUUCAACAUGAAUUAGAUAAGGAAAUUGAGUAAUUACAAGUCUAGGGUUACAAACUAACAAUCAUUGAUUACAUUAAAGCUAGUGUUCCUCUGCACCUGAUAACAUCGUAUUUGCACAUGUUUUCACCUUGUUUCCUGGCCAUUUUAGCUCGAAUUUGUUGUUCCUUAGCCUAUUUUACGCUAGGUUGUGUUGUUUUGUCGUAUUUCAUGUCCUAGCAAGUAAAGUGGUGCAUAGGCGCAAGUUUUGGGUCAUUUGGAGGUCAGGUGGCCAUUCAAAGAGCAAAUUACGGGCAGCCCCUGCCCAUUUACGGGCGUAAUUGCUCCUGGCAUGCCCGUAAAUGCAAUGCCGAGCCUAAUUCUUUAGAAUUCCUGUCGCAGAGACAAUUAAGGACAAUAGUCAAAGUAACUACGGUCGUAAUUCCAUAAUUACUGGCAGUAAUUGGGUAAUUAUGACCGUAAAUCCUCCCUUCUGAGUUAAGUGAAACGCGCGUUUUGGGCGAUUUACGGGCAGACCAUGAUUACGACCGUAAUUCAGCCCGUAAUUUGCCCAGAAUCGGGUUUUUGAGUCAGAUUCGAGCCAAAGGAAAGACAAUCGACUUUUUGGAGCAAAAACAGAGUUUUAGAGAGAGAAAGUGCGAAGAACAAACCCUAGGAGCUAUUUGGAGUGGAUUUCUCACCGUUGAAGCCCAGAUUGCAUCCCCAGGAGUGAAGAUUGAUAUACCAGAGCAUAUUCUUCCCAUUUUUAUGAGUACGACUGCUUUGUAUUCUGUUUCCCUCUCUCUCUCUCUCUCUCUCUAUGGAGUAGAACUUUCUCUCACUUGGGUAUGAAGAACCCUAGUUCCAUGUGUUAGGAAUCUUGAUUGUAAUUACGUUUGGAUUGUGAUAUUGCUUGAUUAUAAUCGAUUGAAGUGUUUUGAUUGAGUCAAUUGAAGUCUGAUCAUCUUUUAUUGAUUUCUGCUGCAACCUGAGAUAGAUAGAAUCUGAUUAGGUUUUUAGAGCUUCUUUAAUCGAUAGUAGUGAAUCGAUUAUACGAGAGUUAGUCGAUUCACUACUUUGUACUGGAAUCUAAUUCCAGUAGUGGAGUUCUGUGUUCAUUGCCUCAGCGUUCUAUCCCGGUGAAGACUAGUCGUCUGCCGGGUAGUUUGACUGAGAGGGCUUGGUCAGCUUAAGAGAUUCCAAGCUAUUGUCGGAUCUUCCGUAGUAGUAUAAUCAGCAGUAAAGCAACCAAAAGUAAUUACAAAUGUGACCUAACUAAGGAGCUAGGGGGGCUCAUUCCCGAGUGACUCUUCCUUUGCUUUAGAAAAUCGAACCAUUUCCUGCUUUCUUACUGCUUUUAGUUAAAAUCACAAUCACUCAACUUAGUUUGCUAGAUAAUAGAUAAUCACGGAGUAGGCAGUAGAUCUAGACCCUGGGUUGACAAUUAGAGGCUGCCUGUUACUGCAUUUCCGGACUGCGAUUACACUUGGUCGCAGUUUGGUGUUGUGUUUUAGCGUGUCAAGUUUUUGGCGCCGUUGCCGGGGAGCAUCUAGGUUAUUGGGAACGUGAAAGUUUGUUACUCUAGCUUUUUCUUUAAUGCAUUUUCUCUCUUCCGCCUGUGUGCCUUCACGGGUUGCUUUUGCUGAUUGUGUGCAGGUAGUCCAUGACCCGUAGCCAGUCGGGAGAUUUACUACCAUUAGACCAGGAGGUUGAACGCACCUGUAGGAACUUCAAGCGGGCUCUAAAGGCGCAACUGGCUGCGGAGGAGGAGCUAGCACAACUGCAAAUCGCCGACGAAGAAGAGAUGGGUGACCCACAGGACCAUGAUGUGGUCCUUCCUGAGGAGCAGACCAUGGGAUACUACUGGACCGCUAGAGCCGCGGACAUGAGGUCGCCCAUUCAGCACCCUCAUAUUCCAGCGAAUAACUUUGAGGUGAGCACCUCUGUCAUCACCAUGCUGCGCGGUUUGGUGGUGUUCCGAGGCAAGGAGGGGGAGUGCCCCCGAUCACAUCUGAGGCGAUUCCAUGAUAUCAUCGAUGGAAUCAAGAUAAAUGGGGUCCCAGCCUAUGCCAUCCAGCUGAGGUACUUCCCAUUCACUAUGGAGGGGCAGGCCAAGGAGUGGCUGGACACCAGGCCCCCCCGGAUUGAUCACCACGUUCUCCAACUUGGCGGGCAAGUCCCUCACUCGCUACCAUCCCCCGUCCAAGACGGCGGACCUGCAUAAGCAAAUUACCCACUUUGCUCAUGAUGAAGACGAGACCAUCCGGGAUGCUUGGGAGAGAUACACCAGUCUCUUCCUCAAGUGUCCCAACCAUGGUUUUACUGACGCCUUCAAGGUGGGCACCUUCUACCAUGCCCUCUUCCCGGAAGACAAACAGUUGAUUGACUCGGUCUGUGGAGAGAAUAUGCUCACCAAAACACCGCCACAGCUGAAUCAACUUUUUGAAGAGAUGGCAGAGUAGGGCUAUGACUGGGGAACUGCGAGGAGAUCGAGACGAGCACCACUGCAAGGAGGCCAAGGAGUGGAUUGACCCAUUCAUCUGAUUUGGUGCAGGUGGUUUCGAAACUGGUUCAGCCAUCGAUCGCUCUGGGAUGAUUGCAGGUAGAGGACAGCAGCAGGCGAUGCACUGCCAGUGGUGUGAGAGUUCCCAUCACACCGUGGAGGAUUGUCAGGCGAUGAGGGAGUCUUCCACUGUAACACCCUAACCUAGCCGGGUACUACUUUUACUAACAUGCCCUUGAUAAAUAAAAUACUCAAACAUUAAAUUGCAGCGGGAAAAAUUUUAAUAAAUAAAAUACUGAAAA